AUUCUCGUUCAUAUAUUCCACGUAUACUUUUUCUAGGUGCCUGCGUAUGAAAUGUCAUACGCAGCCAGUGUAUCAAAUAACUCCACCUGCUAUACAUACCCACAGUCACCUCUUACAGAAUCUCUCCCUGUCUCUCUCUCACUGGCUUCCCCACCCUUCAUUGAAGCAAGAUCCCACAAAUACCCCACGAAUUCUCUCCCGCUCUUUCGAAAAGCUCACCAAAUCCAAUGUCCAAAACCGUCAAUUUCCUCUCCGUUCUUCUAUCCCUUUUUCUCUUCACUAUUCCCAUCUUCUCUCAAUCCACGGAAUUCUACUACAGCGGAUUCUCAGACGCCGACAACCUAACCCUCAACGGUGUGGCGGAGAUCCAAUCCAACGGCAUCAUCCGCCUCACGAACGAUACCAGCCGUCUGAUGGGCCAUGCCUUCUACCCCACCCCAAUCCAAUUCAAGAAAUCCACAUCCUCCUCGGCCUUAUCCUUCUCCACAGCUUUCGCUUUCGCCAUCGUCCCCGAAUACCCAAAGCUCGGAGGCCAUGGCCUUGCCUUCACGAUCGCACCAUCCACCGUACUCACGGCGCUUCCCAGCCAGUACCUCGGCCUUCUCAACUCCAGCGAUAUCGGCAACUUCUCCAACCACAUCUUCGCCAUCGAAUUCGACACCGUCCAGGACUUCGAGUUCGGCGACAUCAACGACAACCACAUUGGCGUCGACAUCAACAGCAUGACAUCGAACGCCUCUGUCACCGCAGCCUACUACGAUGACAGCGGCGCGAAGCAGACCAUCACCUUGAAGAGCGGCAUGACAAUUCAGGCCUGGAUCGACUAUGACGGAGUGGGGAAAGUCCUGAAUGUGACGAUCUCGCCCUUCUCGCAAAAACCCAAAUUGCCGAUUUUAACAUUUCCCGUCGAUCUAUCCCCAUUUCUGAAGGAUUCGAUGUAUGUUGGGUUCUCUGCAUCGACGGGUUUGCUCGCCAGCUCGCAUUACAUCUUCGGAUGGAGCUUCAAGAUGGAGGGAAUCGCCCGAUCGCUCGAUCUCUCAUCGCUCCCUUCUCUGCCCCACCCGAAGAAGAAGAAUAUCGCACUGGUGAUCGGCGUCUCUGUUUCUGCGGUAAUUCUCUUGACAGUUUCGGUGUCGGUGGCAAUCUACCUCUUCCGGAAGAUCAAAAACGCUGACGUGAUCGAGCCGUGGGAGCUCGAGUACGGCCCGCACCGAUUCUCCUACAAGGAGCUGAAGAAAGCCACCAAAGGAUUCCGCGAGAAGGAGCUGCUCGGGUUUGGCGGAUUCGGUCGGGUCUACAAAGGAACGUUACCGAAAACGAAGACCCAGGUCGCUGUGAAGCGGAUUUCACACGAAUCCAAGCAGGGGAUUCGGGAAUUCGUGGCCGAGAUCGCCAGCAUCGGACGGCUGAGGCAUCGGAAUCUAGUCCAGUUGCAGGGAUGGUGCCGGAGACGGAGCGAUCUGAUGCUGGUGUACGAUUUCAUGUGCAAUGGAAGCUUGGAUCGGUACAUAUUCGACAACCCCAAAUCGAUCUUGAGCUGGAACCAACGUUAUAAGAUCUUGCGAGGCGUGGCCAGCGGACUGCUGUACUUGCACGAGGAAUGGGAGCAGAUCGUGGUCCAUCGCGAUGUAAAGGCCAGUAACGUGCUGCUCGAUGGCGAGAUGAACGGUCGAUUGGGCGAUUUCGGGCUGGCCCGAUUGUACGAGCACGGGUCCAACCCGGGCACUACCCACGUGGUAGGGACGCUCGGCUAUCUUGCGCCGGAGCUGACUCGAACGGGCAAGGGCACGACGGCGACUGACGUGUUCGCUUAUGGUGCGGUGCUUUUAGAGGUUGCCUGCGGUCGGCGGCCCAUCGAAGCGAAAGCCAUGCCGGAGGAAAUGCUGUUGGUUGAUUGGGUGUGGGAGAAAUGGAGGGCGGGGAUGAUCUUGGAUGUGGUGGACAGUAGGAUGGGUGGUGAUUAUAAUGCGGAAGAGGUGGAGAUGGUUUUGAAACUGGGGUUGGUGUGUUCACACCCUGCGGCUACUGAAAGGCCCACUAUGAGGGAUGUGGUCAGGUACUUGGAUGGGGAAGGUGGCCCACUAGACGUGGUCAGAGAUCAACCGUUGGAUUAUGAUGAAGGGAAGAGUAUGGGGUUCGAUGAUUUCGUGCAUUCGUAUCCGUCGUCUUCGAUGGAGAAGGCUGAGGAGGAUUAUUCCUGUAUGAUCAGCGGCGAGGCGGAGUCCCAGGCCCAGGCCACAUUGUCGCCUAUAUCUCUGUUGUAUGGUAGAGCAGGGGUGGAGUGAAGGUGGGGGCAUACAUGGAUCUGAUCGGAUCAGAUCGGGCCGUUCGGCCAAUGGGCCACGUUGAUCGGUGCGAUCAUGGGGUUGGCUGCUUUCUUAGUUUGAAGGUGGAGAGUAGGCCAAUUUUCUCUCCAAAAUGUGCAUUUCAUUUGUACGCAUUGACGGCCUAGGUGGAUUUUUCGGGAUGAGGUAGAUGCAUGGUGGGGUGGGGCGCCAUGGACGAACGAUCUGGAUCUUCCCCACAUGUGCUACUAGGCACGUGGGAAUGCUGUUUAUUUAGAUUCUCUCGUGUGCUUGUAUUGUAAAUUUUUUUUAUUAGCGAGUGAUUAUGGUAUUGUGGGCUUUAAGGGCUUUAUUUGAUGUACGAUAACUUUUAUUUAAUUGUCAUCAAUUUUGAGGCGUUCCGGGAAUUUUUUUUUUUCAGAAGGGGGUUUGUCAGUUUCGUGCACAGAGCUGUACACGAGCCGACUUAAGCUCAGUUGGGAGGCUCGACUGGAUUCAGAAAAGUUCCAUUCAACUCGGUUCGAAACUUAAUUCAUGCUUAGUCAAGAUGCGAACUCUGCUCAACUCGGAUCAAACUCAGAUUGAACCAGUUAGGUGACUCGGUUA
Magnolia sinica is the source of this 2891-nucleotide messenger RNA. Its product is annotated as L-type lectin-domain containing receptor kinase S.4-like. The transcript has a single exon. Gene Ontology annotation, cellular component: plasma membrane. Gene Ontology annotation, molecular function: protein kinase activity; ATP binding; carbohydrate binding. The record is from RefSeq and is a predicted model, not a curated record. Gene Ontology annotation, biological process: protein phosphorylation. Lineage: Eukaryota; Viridiplantae; Streptophyta; Magnoliopsida; Magnoliales; Magnoliaceae. Bases 228 to 2285 code for a protein of 685 amino acids.